This is a messenger RNA of Spodoptera frugiperda (fall armyworm), 1570 nucleotides long. RefSeq names its product prenylated Rab acceptor protein 1. The coding region runs from base 122 to 724 and encodes 200 amino acids. The transcript is spliced from 6 exons. Gene Ontology annotation, cellular component: Golgi apparatus. Lineage: Eukaryota; Metazoa; Arthropoda; Insecta; Lepidoptera; Noctuidae. The record is from RefSeq and is a predicted model, not a curated record.
UUGGUUUGAUAUGUAUUUUUAUAGCCACACAAUCACAUAGCAGCGAAAACGACAAGUGAGCGAAACAGCGAAAAUAAUAAAAUUUUCGUAUUGGGAAAAUUUAUUUAAACUCAUCUACAAAAUGUCUGAGAAUGUUAAUAUUGAUCUCUCCGGAGAAAUUAAUGCUACUACAGAAAAGAAAGGGUUGCAAAAGUAUGUGAAUGAUAUGGAAUUGUUGCUUCAGCAUGUACGUAGUGGAGCUGGUCCUGCCCUGCUCAUGGGAGUACUUGCAUCACGGAGACCAUGGACCCAGUUUGUGGCCACCGACAACUUUAAGGUUCCUCCAUCAGUACCUCGGUUAACCCGGCGAUUUUAUAGAAAUGUGGAACACUUUCAAGCCAAUUACUUGAUGAUCUUUCUUGGAUUGUUUGCAUAUUGCUUGAUUACUUCACCUCUUCUCUUGAUUGCUAUGGUUGCCAGUUUCUUUGGAUACAGAAAACUUACAGCAGGUCCCAACACUUGGAAGGUGAGAAUUGGUGGAUGGGAGUUAAGUAAAACACAGCAGUAUGCAGUAGCAGCUGGAUGUUCCAUGGCAUUGUGUUGGUUAGCUGGAGCUGGAGCAGUACUUUUCUGGGUUUUAGGUGCCACAGUGACGGUGGUAGCUCUCCAUGCCAGCUUCUUUGAUGCGGAGGCUCUACCUCAGUCCGAGGACCCAGAACAGUUCCCGAUGAUAGAGCAGGUGUGACACGGAGAAUUACCGCUGUUCCUACCCCACCCUCCACCCGGUCGCAACACUCAGCGAUUUAGUUAAAAGAAGGAAUCCAAUACAUACUCUUGUGGAUUAUUUGGACUACAUUAAAUUGUUUAGUGGCAAUUGUUAUAAAUGCUUAGUGCAAUGUGCACAUACCUAUUUAUAUUGGUGUAACUAAUUGGAUUUAUCAAUUUUAUGAAAAUUGAUUACAGUAAUUGAAACAUUAUAAAAAUGCAUUUGCAUAUACAUAUAUUGCCAUUUAUUGUGGUUAUUCAUUUAUAUUACUAUGAAGACAAAAAAGAUGAGGCUUGAAUUAUGAAUUAUUGAUUAGCUCUCACAUUCAUACUUUUUAUGUGUUUUCUCAUAUUAUGUGGAGAUUAGUAUUUUUAAUAAGGCGGGUUUUAGAUGUUAACUCUUGAUAUUCAAUUUGAUAAAUAAUUUAUAAUAGUGUAGAUAUUUAUAUUUAAUUAGCUCUAAAAUAUCUAAAUCAUUAUUAAAAUUGAUUAUAUCACAUAUUUAACCUCCUCGUUUCAUAAAGGUACAUUUCCAUGUUUGCCAGGGCUUGACAAGCAUCCCCAAGCCUCAAACAUCCGCAAAUCUCGCUUGGAAUUUUGGAAGUCGCUUACAAGGGUGAUUGCUUGGAUGUCCAAGCAAACACUCUUUGAUCUGUCCACAAAUGGACACUAGACUGUAGCCUGUACAAGCAUCCACAAACCAAGUCCAACACCUUCUUUACACAUAUGUGCCUUUGCAAUCAUGGAAACAUACUUUUAUAUUUUAUGUGUAUCUGUACAUAAUAACUUCGCUGUAUCUAUGUGUAAAUAAAACUUAUAAUUUGAA